Molecule: messenger RNA, 990 nt
Organism: Pieris napi
Lineage: Eukaryota; Metazoa; Arthropoda; Insecta; Lepidoptera; Pieridae
Product: protein lifeguard 2-like
Exons: 6
Coding region: 114-839 (241 amino acids)
Cellular component (GO): membrane
Source: RefSeq, a predicted model, not a curated record
AUAAAAAUAAAUUAAUAAUAAGUAUUGCAAAUCGGUGUGUCAUCAAUUGUUAUCAGUUGUUAUCACCGGCAUAUCAGUGACACGAAAGAUACAGUGCACAGCGGACGUUAGUCAUGGCACAGGUUAUGUACGUUGACCCGUCAUUUGGGGAGGAUGCUCCAACUAAUCAAUUUGACUUUACAGAACAAAGUAUACGAAAAGCAUUUAUACGCAAGGUAUACGCCAUCCUGAUGUGCCAGCUUUUAGUUACUUUGGGAUUCAUUGCAUUAUUCGUGUUCCACGAGCCAACAAAACGAUACGUCAGAGAAAAUACUUAUCUCUUUUGGGUAGCACUAGCAGUGCUAUUCGUUUGUAUGAUAGCCAUGGCUUGCUGUGAAAAUGUCCGACGAACAGCACCCAUGAACUUUAUCUUCCUCUUCACAUUUACGGUUGCUCAGAGUUUUCUUCUCGGCGUAGCUUCCAGCACAUUCGAUGCCACAGAGGUAUUCAUGGCUGUAGGAAUUACGGCUGCGGUAUGUUUGGGUCUGACAUUAUUUGCAUUUCAAACGAAAUGGGACUUUACCUUAAUAGGAGGAGGCCUUGUGGCUGCUACUAUGGUCUUGUUAAUGUUUGGUCUCAUAACAAUAUUUAUUCCAACCAACAAUAUUGUACGAUUGGUGUACGCGUCUUUGGGAGUACUUAUAUUCUCAAUGUACCUUGUCUACGAUACCCAACUGAUGAUGGGCGGGAAACACAAAUACAGCAUUUCGCCAGAGGAAUAUAUUUUCGCAGCAUUAAAUUUAUACCUUGAUAUUAUCCAAAUAUUCCUCUUCAUAUUAACUAUUAUGAGGAAUUCGUAGGAAUAAAUUACGUCUAGUCAUAUAUCAGUAUCUCAAGUCCGAGAGUAUUAUUUGCUCACUAGUUUUGUAUCAAAAUAAUUGAAUUUGUUUAAAGUCAGUCAAAAUUUGGUUGGUGAGAAUUCUUAUUAAGUAUCUUUGUACACGUACAGUA